AUGGAAAAUCAAAAAUUUGAACAUCGAUCGAUAAUAAAAUUUCUUGUUUUGGAAGGCCAAUCACCAUCUAAUAUUCAUGAACGUAUGACUGCAAUUUAUGGUGACAGUGCUCCAUCACGCACGAUGGUUUUUGAAUGGGUUCCUCGUUUUAAGAAUGGACAAUUAAAUAUUGAAGAGAGUCCAAGAAGUUGGCGACCAAUCAGUACAACGGAUGAGAAAACUAUUAAAGUUGUAGAAAACCUGGUCAUUGAAGAUCGUCGAAUUACUAUCCAGGAAAUAGCAGAGAUCCUAAGUAUCUCAAGUGGUACCGUUCAUGGCAUUUUGCACGAUCAUUUACAUAUGACUAAAGUUUGUUCAACAUGGGUCCCACAUUCGCUAACGCCUCUUCAAAGACACGAACGAGUUGAAGCAUGUGAAGAACUUUUGGCUCGCUAUGAAACAGAAGGAAAUGAUUUUCUUUCUCGUAUUAUCACUGGUGACUAG
Molecule: messenger RNA, 483 nt
Organism: Rotaria sp. Silwood1
Lineage: Eukaryota; Metazoa; Rotifera; Eurotatoria; Philodinida; Philodinidae
Source: the annotation of a GenBank genome assembly